This is a messenger RNA of Aspergillus candidus, 1367 nucleotides long. Its product is annotated as PRCC domain-containing protein. Gene Ontology annotation, cellular component: nucleus. NCBI's taxonomy places the organism in Eukaryota, Fungi, Ascomycota, Eurotiomycetes, Eurotiales, Aspergillaceae. The transcript has a single exon. The coding region runs from base 20 to 1276 and encodes 418 amino acids. The record is from RefSeq and is a predicted model, not a curated record.
CACCACAUCAACCACAACCAUGGCCCUCGUAUCCUACUCCGACUCAGACGCCUCCGACUCCGAACCUGAAACGACCCCCAAACCCACCCUCCCAGCAGCAGUCGCCCCCAAAAGCACAAGCACCAAAAACCCCCCUCCCUCCAUCGUCGACCGCAGCAACCCGCGCAAAAUCCGCGUCGCCCUCCCAGAGAUCAAACCCGAGCCCACCGGCGAAGGGGACGAUGGACCCGCGCGCAAGAAGCCCCGAACUGGCGGUGGCGGGGGUGCUUUCUCGGGAUUUAAUUCCCUGCUGCCUGCUCCGAAGAAGAAUGUCGCGAAUGAGAAGAAGGCGCCUGCUGCAAGGAAACCGUUUAGCUUGAAGACGGGUGCGACGGUGGGGUUCGAUCGGGGUGCUGAUGCGGAGAUGAGGAAUGAUCAGGCUUUCGAUAGUUUAGGCGGUGGUGGAGGUGAUGAGGAUAUACCUCGGGCGGGCAGUUUGCGGGAAGAUGAGGACAAGGGCGGUGCUGGGGCGACUCCGGGGCCGGAUGCGGAUGGACUGAAUAUGAAGAAGCCGGAGGAGGUCAAGUUGAAGGGGAAUCCGAUGAUGUUUAAGCCGUUGUCUGUUGGGAGGGCGCAGCCGAAGAAGAAGAAGAAGCCUGCUUCGCCGGCACCGCCGCUUCCUGCUGGUGACGCCGUCAAAGGGCUUGCUUCUGCGGCGGCGGCACAGCCUGCGAGCGAGCAGACUCCCCCUGUCGAGGCGAAACCAGCUGCCCCGCAGAAACCCAAAGUCAGCCUCUUCUCCCUAGGCUCGUCAGACACCUCUUCCUCCGCUACAACCGCCCCCAGUUACCAGACCUACGGGACAUCCUACGAACCGCUCGUCUACAGCGCAACCCCAGACGCACCCGCAGCCGGCCCUGCGCCCGCCACAGAAGCCCAGUCCGCCGCGGAAGGCUCCGCAUCGUCAGGAACACCACAGCAAACACUGGACAACAUCGCAGACGACCUCAACCUCUCGCGCGCCCAGCGUCGCCACCUCUUCGGCCGCAACGCCGACUCCGCCAAGGCGCAGGUGUUGCAUUUCAACACAGACCGCGAGUACGUCGCCAACCAGGAGAUGUCGCACGCCGAGCUCGCUGCGCAGCAGCAUAACCCUGUCCGCGCUAUCGCGCCCGGAAAGCACUCCCUGCAGCAGCUAGUCAAUGCGGCGAGCUCUCAGAAGGAGGCCUUGGAGGAGAGCUUUGCAGCUGGGAAGAGGAACAAGCAGGAGGCGGGGUCGAAGUAUGGGUGGUCGUAACUUCUUUUUCUCUUUUUCUUCCCUCAUGUUUUCAUUCUCUAUUUUGGAUACCAUACUUGUGUGCUUGUGUAACUUAUUUGCAUCGCGUGGU